AUGACCAAGAAGAAGCGUCAUCAUCCCGAUGUCGAAGAAGUCCUCUCGCGACCCUGGUGCUACUAUUGCGAGCGCGACUUCGACGACCUCAAGAUUCUCAUCAAUCAUCAGAAAGCAAAACACUUCAAAUGUGAAAGAUGUGGCCGGCGACUGAAUACCGCAGGAGGCUUGAGUGUUCACAUGAGUCAGGUCCACAAGGAGAACCUCACUGCCGUCGACAAUGCUCUUCCCAAUCGCGUCGGUCUCGAUAUAGAGAUCUUUGGCAUGGAAGGAAUCCCCGAAGAUAUUGUUCAACAACACAACCAACGCGUCUUGACUAACUUCCACCAAGCUCAAGCUGAACGACAGGCAGCGACCGGCAACAAUGCGCAAAAUGGCCCGGUACCAAGCGCUCCCAAGAAACCCAAGGUUGAGCAGAUUUCCGACAUCAAGGCACGAUUGGCCGCGCAUAAAGCUGCAAAGCUGGCAGCUGAAAAUGGCGAAGGGGGAUCUAGCGGUGGCAACACCCCGAAGACUCCUGCCGCUGCUCAACUUUCUCAACCUCAAGCGAAUCCGGUAGGUCAUCUGAAGUCCCUGUUUGAUCACAUUCACUCAUACAACCUGCAGGCCGCAACACCCGCUUAUCCUGGAUACCAACAGCCGUACACCGUGCCACCAACCAACGGUUCGUACAGUCAGCCUCCAUCUUUUCCGCAGCCACCUGCUCCUGCCUCUACUGCCUAUCAGCCACCGCCUACCUAUCCUACCAUAGCCUCUCCGCCUGCAGUUGGAGCCUAUGGUCAGACGCCGAUACCACAAUCUGGACAGCCAGGCUACCCCCAGCCGUAUGGCCAACAGCCAUAUGCUCCACCACCAACAGCGCCUUUCCAGCAACAGUCAUCACCUGUCGGGUAUCCACCACAACCAAGCUUUUCACCGCCUCAGUAUAUACCACAGUAUCCAGGUCAGUCGUUCCUUGGUCAGCCGAAUGCUCUCCCUCGUCCACCUUACCCUGGCUCUCCAGCUCCCGGAUUUCCACAGCCACCUCCGCCUCUUGUACAGCAAUCACUUUCUCCUGCUACAAACGGUAAUUUUCCUGCACCAGUACGUACUGGCAGUGUAAGUCUACCUUCUGCUCCAGGAUUGCCACAGAGACCAGCGUUUGGUGCUCCACCAGUCAAUGCUUUUCAAUUUCAACAAAUGCAUCAAGGUCAGCUCCCUGCUUCACAAUCACAUAACGUUGUGUCGCAGUACGCGUCAGGCCAAGCUGCAUCAAGUACAGCUGCAGGACCUCCUCCACAGCUUCCCGCCGCUGCCGAAGCCGCUUCUUCUCUUGACGACCUGAUCGCAAAUGCCUCUAAGCAAGCAGACGCCAACGCUGCAGCUGCCGCUGCCGCUGCCUCCGCCAAGACAGCUACGCCCACAGCCCCUGCUCCUGCUGCAACCGAGCUCGUUGAAGAUAAAGCAGGACCCAAGAAAGAUAAGGAGAAGGAGAAACCAAAAUCAACCAGGUUGGUCUAUUCCGAUAACGAGACAAGUCCUGAAGAGAGGAUGGCAAAGUUGGCCAAGUACGCAUUUACACCCGCACAGAAUACAGUUGUUGUGUAG
Cladophialophora yegresii CBS 114405 is the source of this 1587-nucleotide messenger RNA. RefSeq lists its product as uncharacterized. Gene Ontology annotation, cellular component: nucleus. Gene Ontology annotation, molecular function: DNA binding. The record is from RefSeq and is a predicted model, not a curated record. The transcript has a single exon. NCBI's taxonomy places the organism in Eukaryota, Fungi, Ascomycota, Eurotiomycetes, Chaetothyriales, Herpotrichiellaceae. The coding region runs from base 1 to 1587 and encodes 528 amino acids.